AUGGGGUCUCGCAAAAGCUGUUGGACAUGCAAAGAUCGAAGGAUCCGAUGUGAUGGCGGCUUUCCCAAGUGCCAGAAGUGUAUUGGAGCUCGGCGAUGCUGUCAGGGAUAUGGGAUGCGCCUAUCGUGGCCCAGAGACGACGACAAAAGACGCGUUACUUCGUCUAGUCCGCUGUCGGCCCUGAUAUCUCGAAACCAGAAGACCGACUUCUCAUUUAUCAACACAACUUGGUCGGAUAUGGAACUGUAUCAUCAUCAAGAAUCAUUCCUCGACCCCAUUCCACGCCUUUCCAACUUGUGGAAGCUACCGCAACUAAGCGCCAGUAAUAUGCAAUUAUUGAACUACUUUCACGACUCUGCUCACCUCUCGUUGGUCACAUUCGAUGCUGACCUGUCACAAAUGAGAGAUGUACUUCUCAGAAUGGCUCUGGAAAAUGAUACGCUCUCCGGAUAUGCUGCCUUCUACGCGCUGCUGGCCUUUGCUUCAUUUCACCACAGUGGCUUGAAUCAACAGACCAUGAGGCUGAAGAUAUCGGCGCUCCAUUUCCUAGCUGCUUCAGCAAAGGAAGAAACACGAACUUGGACACAAGCAGCGCGACAAGUGGCUGCCUCAAUGCUUCUUGGAACUCUUGAUAUUAUGCUGCCAAGUGCAAGUUCAGGCGAGUGGCUCUGGUAUACACGAGGAGCCAUGGAUAUCGUCCAAACUACUUGUCUCAAAUAUCAAUGGCACGAAAGCGACAUUGGCCGCCUGCUUGAUUGGGUCUACUACCAUGAUACACUCUCCCGAUUUCCCUUGCGCCACUGGCAGUACAAGUCUUUGGCCCGUGAGGUCUCUGAAACGAAGGACUUUCAUUUCCGCGUCACUACAUUUUCGGCUUUGACAAAAUACAGGCCGGCACAGUCUAGUCCGAAUCCAACGUAUGCCAUAUUAAACUUAUUAUCUGAGGCAUGCAACGCAUUAAUUGAUCCACGAGAUCCUGCAAGUCGGAGCGGGGAGUACCGCGACAGUCUAGACCUCCUCAAGAGGAGAAUCGGUAACGUCCAUCUCAGGCGGGACUCGUCCAGUUUGAGUCCUCAGGAGACGCUCGGAGUAGAGGUAUGGCAGACGGCGACACAAGUCUAUCUAGCACGAGCUUCACAGAGCCCCGGUGAAGAGCCUGCGAAUCUGGAAUCUUUGAUAGACAUGGCAUUCGAAGGGCCUAUCCGAACCUGUGCCUGCCCUCACUUCUUUCCCUUGUUUAUUCUGGCCUGUGAGGCACAAUCAGACGAUCGAAGAGCGUCGAUCCUUAGUUUGAUUGGCAGGACUGAAGAUAUUCCGGGCCUGAGAAGUAAAGUAUGGCUGAGACAUAUGAUUCGGUCGAUCUGGGUGCACCAGGAUCUGCAUGCGGAUGGCGACCUGCUGGUGAACUAUGUCGGCGCCAUGAGAGCUGUGAUCAACAUGAACGACACGAUCCCUUCAUUUGUCUAG
Metarhizium brunneum ARSEF 3297 is the source of this 1467-nucleotide messenger RNA. RefSeq lists its product as uncharacterized. The record is from RefSeq and is a predicted model, not a curated record. Gene Ontology annotation, biological process: positive regulation of transcription by RNA polymerase II. Gene Ontology annotation, molecular function: transcription cis-regulatory region binding; DNA-binding transcription factor activity, RNA polymerase II-specific; zinc ion binding. NCBI's taxonomy places the organism in Eukaryota, Fungi, Ascomycota, Sordariomycetes, Hypocreales, Clavicipitaceae. Gene Ontology annotation, cellular component: nucleus.